UAAUCAAAACAUGAUUAAUAUGUCUUUUAAAAAUCAAAAACAAACAAAUGAACAAGUCAAACAUGAAGAUGAGGCUAUUGAUGAGUAUCCCAACAAGAUCUCAAAAUCAAACACUAUUAUUAAUCUUAAUGAUAAGCUUGAGUUUUAUCUAAACUUUAAAAACUCUGAUAUCACUAAACAGAUUGAUCUAGAUAUAUUUAUUACCACCUUUCCUAACGAGGAAAAAUGA
Molecule: messenger RNA, 229 nt
Organism: Dentiscutata heterogama
Lineage: Eukaryota; Fungi; Glomeromycota; Glomeromycetes; Diversisporales; Gigasporaceae
Source: the annotation of a GenBank genome assembly